CUAUAUAAGAAAUGGUUCCGUAAAUCGAGAGCAUCAGUAGUAGAUGAUCGCUUGUCCGGUGCGCAGCUCAUAAAACCGGAUCUAUUAAUUGAAAAUCAGUAUGAGAUUCUUUACAUUCGUCACCGUAUUUGUGCUCGGUGUACUGGCGUUGGCCAAAGCUGUGCCGCUGUCACCGGAUCCAGGAAAUGUAAUCAUCAAUGGCGAUUGUUUAAAAUGCAAUGUUCGCGGUGGCAAAUAGUCAAGACUUUGCCCUAAUAAUGCUAUUGUAAUUAAAUAAGCCCUAGAAUGUAAAAAGCCUUUUUCCAGUUGAAAUAAAAUAGCAAAAAGUUCAUGGAGUCCUGGAUUCUAUGGAUGUAUAUAAUUUGCCACAGUA
This is a messenger RNA of Drosophila erecta, 373 nucleotides long. Its product is annotated as immune-induced peptide 1. NCBI's taxonomy places the organism in Eukaryota, Metazoa, Arthropoda, Insecta, Diptera, Drosophilidae. The coding region runs from base 101 to 238 and encodes 45 amino acids. Gene Ontology annotation, biological process: defense response. The record is from RefSeq and is a predicted model, not a curated record. The transcript has 2 exons.